AUGUGGCUCGUGACCGCUGUUGGACCAGUCCAUGGGCAGAGCAAGUUCACUUUCGUCCUCCAGCAAGGAAGGGAAUACUCGAUAGGAAGAGAUGAUUCCUCCGACAUUCGGUACGAGAGUAGACAUGUCAGACCUAAAGAAGGUACUCUGGUGGUCGAGCAUUGGGAUCCGGCCGAGCCGAAUAAACCUCCUUCCCUGCGGUGGCGACUUGAACCGAAGAAAUCAGGUUCAUUCGGAUCCAUCAAGACCUUGUGUCUGAUUGAUCUGUCUGAUCUGGGAUCUACAGAAAGAGAAGAUUACGACGAGACGGAAAUCAAAGAUAGUCAAGGUUGCUUUUUGGAGAAGGAAGGUGUUCAUGGAAUUGGGCUUGGUGAUGGAAUGUGGUUCAAUACAGAAUGGAAAGAUUUGGGUUUUCAGUACGAUAAGAUAAAAGAUGAAAGUGAAGAAGUGCGAGAAGUCAUGCGUCAAUACUGUAUCGCAUGGACACAAUCGUUUGACACCAAUUCUCGACCUACUAUAGUGCUCUCUUCAUCCUAUCGAUCAAAUGUAGAAUGCAACUACGCUGUCUGUUUCGCUGUUCGAAUUCUUCUUCCUUCCUAUCUUUCCGCAGUUAUCAAUCGACUUAAAGUAUGCUGGAAGAAAAUGGCAGAUUUCCAAGAUUCAUUUUCGAUGCCUGAUCAAGAUGCAGAAGAGUUUCAGCCUGACUAUGAUGGUGUUUUACCUGCUAGUAGGAAAGAAAGAAAAGCAUGGCUACCUGAUGAAAAUAGAUUGACCUUGUUUGAAGGUUGGAAAAUUCUAGGCCUAAGAGGUAAAACUCAAACCGCAGAAAAACGAUAUUUGACAGCUAUGGGAGCAGAUUAUCAAGAUAUCGAUAUUCUCACUAAAGCUGUCACCUCAUCUCAAGAUUUCGCUGAACGUGUUACUCCCUGGUUGAAUCAUGUGGACGAGAAAGGUGGAAGAGAGCAAGCUGCUGUGGUAUGGUUCUCACCUGUGAAAAUGGAAUUACAGAAAAAGGGCAUCGAUUACACCUCCAUCGUCAUCGCCACUUGUCAAAGACUUGGAGUGUAUCAUACACAUGGAGGUGUACUUUGGGGAUCAGUGAACAUGGGAGGAGUAAAGGACUUCUUGAUUGCUGCAGCCGCAAAUUUACCUCAGGUUCCACCAGCUAAUAAAGUUCGAGUAUCAUCCGUCCCUAACACUCUUUUCGUGACCCCAGCUGCCCCUCGUCAGGCGCAAAGCUCUCAAGCCGCUCCAACUCCAGCAUCGAGCCAAGUGGGAGUAUCCAGUCGACCAGACUUCAUUCCAUCAACUUUUCCAGAUGAGAGCGAAAAUGCAGGUAGAUCUGUCCGAUCACCUUCUCCCGGUUCCAGGUCCACGAGACCUACAAGAAGGACUAGGCAAGCUACUUCGCCCUUACCUAAAGAAAGAACACCAGAGGCUGAAGUUCCGGCUCCGACGAAGAAACCUUUACGACGUCGAGCUGGAAGAGUGAUGGAUACUAUACCCGACAGUCCACCUCGCAGCCAUGACGAUACAGAAGACGAACUCAGUCAACCGUCGCAACCCCUCUUUUCUCAAGCUGAUUUUGUUCAAGACUCAAUGCCGCCAUUCAGCCAGGUGUCAGCGGUACCAGCCACUCAAAAAAGUCAGACUCAGUCUAUGGUACCAGAUAGUAUUAUGCCUUCUCAAUCACUGGCGCCAACACGAUUAUCUCGAUUGAAACGACGGGCAGGUGGUGCGACUCCUUCUCUGAUACAGGAGAUUGCAGACACAAGUAUCAAUAUCGAACAAUCUAUAAAGGAUGAAGAAAAAGCUGAGGAUAUUCGACAAUUAUAUGAAGAAACAAAAGUUGGUUCCUUCGCACCAUCAAUAAGCAAAAGGCCAAGAAACGUGGCCAGGGAGUCGGAGCAUUCGGAUCAUUCAGCUGAGGCUAGAAAGAGGCAAACGGAUGACAUGGACAUAGAUGUUGGUAUAGAUGGAAUCAAAGCUGGGAAAAAUUCUCGAUCGAAACGAGCCGCGUCAGAAGAAAGUAUCAUGCCUCCACCCGCUCAAAGACGAAAAGCUCGAUCACCUUCCGCUGAAGAGGAGGAGGAAGUAGUGGAAUCACGCUCUAUCCCUAAAUCAGGUAGGAUAGAACAACCCUCUCCGAUUAAGUCUACCAAAAGUAAACCUCAUAGCUCAACGGAAGGACCAUCAAAAGAUGAAGCGUUCUUGCAAGCUAUCAAAAAGUCAUCGAAAUCUAGACAAGCAGUCGACGAAUUGGACAAAGAGUUCAAUCAGUUGAGAAUACCAAAACCGAAUGGAACUUCAUCAGUUGUAAAAGCAAACGAAUGGAACGCCAGUGUACCAGAUUACGCUUUACUGAAUGAUUUUGACGAUGAAUUAAGAGGUAACUUUAUUCAGAUUGUUAGAAAAGAUCUGUUCAGAAGAGAUCUAGGUAAAAGCACAACAAGCGAAAAGAUCGAGGAUGGAAGACCGAAUUUCAAGAAGUUCAAAAAGAAAAACGUCAUUCGACGUGAACCUAUUAACUUGGCUUUAGCUGGUCCCACAAUGCAAGAUGCAGAAAUGGGUGAACCCUACUGGCCUACUCAAGUUUUCAAUAAUACCAGUCGAGGCCGUACACAAGCUAGUCAAGUUGUAGAUGAAGAUGAGGACAUGCCACUUUUACCUCGAUCCAAAAAGCGUUUACUUGGCACUCAAGUUAACCAGGAUGAAGAUGAAGUUCCCUCAACUUCUCGUCUGAGAAAGCAGAGUAGAGUCCCCGAAACCCAACUUACACAAACGCAGAUGCCCAUAACAACAAAACGACGAACGAGGGCACAGAGCGUUCUUUCGGAAGCUGAUAGUGCGAUCACGAGUACCAGCGCCGCUACUUCUACUCGAGCCGGAAAAGCCACUUCAAGAGGGAAGAACAAAGAACCUAUAUUAUUGGAGGACUCUGAUGAUGAAGAAGAAGGGGAAGGAUUAGAUUGGGGAGACUCCACAGGAUUGGCCACCAAUCCAAGAAGUACUAGAACCUCGACUCAGUCUAAAGGAGAUACAGGAACGGGAAGUGGAACAAAGACAUUAGGAAGCAUGAAUCCACCUUCUAUCUCUACUGCGAAAAGGAAAACUCUACCCACUCAAGGAACAAGCACGAGGAAUACUCAAGCGUCAUCUCAAGCAAGAAGAAGACUACUACCUGCAGAUGAUGACGACGACGUCGCGUUCAAGGGUUUAGGCAAAAAGAGAAGAUUGGGUUGA
Messenger RNA from Kwoniella shivajii, 3243 nucleotides. RefSeq lists its product as uncharacterized. Bases 1 to 3243 code for a protein of 1080 amino acids. NCBI's taxonomy places the organism in Eukaryota, Fungi, Basidiomycota, Tremellomycetes, Tremellales, Cryptococcaceae. The transcript has 13 exons. The record is from RefSeq and is a predicted model, not a curated record.